Sphaeroforma arctica JP610 is the source of this 280-nucleotide messenger RNA. RefSeq lists its product as hypothetical. NCBI's taxonomy places the organism in Eukaryota, Ichthyosporea, Ichthyophonida. The record is from RefSeq and is a predicted model, not a curated record. The annotation marks the transcript as partial. The transcript has a single exon.
GAUGGCGGGUUCAACAACCAGCAUCAACAGAACUACAACAUACCGAUGAUGGACAACAGCCUGAACGGAGCAGCAAGACCAGCGCGACGAGGGUCACCCACCAAAAUGGGUGCACCUCCUGUCCCCCAAAUGGGUGCACAAAUGCCCUCACACACGUCACGACAAAGCAAUGAGCUGCAGUUCGAGGACUUCGGAAAUCACUUCAGCACACAACAGCCCCCGAACUUCGGCGCACCCUCGCCACAGGCGGGUCAGAUGGGCAUGGCAGGCGGUCAGUAUG